Molecule: messenger RNA, 849 nt
Organism: Astyanax mexicanus (Mexican tetra)
Lineage: Eukaryota; Metazoa; Chordata; Actinopteri; Characiformes; Acestrorhamphidae
Gene: tmem128
Product: transmembrane protein 128
Exons: 5
Coding region: 121-609 (162 amino acids)
Source: RefSeq, a predicted model, not a curated record
GUCACAGGCGCGUCACCGCUGCAGUAGGAAGUGUAGAGUGUAUGGUGUUAGUGAGGUGUUAGUGAGUGAGUGUGAGUAUUAGUGUGUUGUUGUGAUUGUGGAGGAGCAGGUGGAGGAGAGAUGGAGGCCGCGGGGCGGGACAGCGAGAUUCUCUCCCUCAGAAACCGGUUUAAACACGACGCUGAACUCCUGCUGCAGGCCGUUACCGAGCAGGACGAGAAGAGUAAAGAAGUGAAGCCUCUGCCCCGGGUUAACCGGCACUCCGUGUUCUGGAUCCUGGCCUCCGUGGCUCUGACCUACUACGUGGAUUUCUUCACCGUUAUUCUGGAGAACUCUGAUAUUAAAAGCUGGUGGUUUAAUGUGGGUGUGGUGCUGCUGGGGGUGAGUGUGAGUCUGGCCGGGUUCUGUAUCGUUUAUCUGGAGUGGAUCAAAGGGAUCAAACACUACGAUCAGGAAUAUCCUGCUGUCCCUCCGAUCACCACCGCCGCCUUCAUCGCCGCCUCCUGCAGUUUUAACAUCGCUCUGUGGCCGGUGUGGUCCUUCCUGACUCCAGUGAUCCUCUUCACUCAGUUUAUGGGGGUGGUGAUGCUGAUUUCUCUGCUGGGAUGAGAUUCCUGCAGAUGGUGGAGCCGGAGAGCAGCAGGGGGGCGGAGAGCGGAGGGGGCGGAGUCGGGAACGCCGGCCGGACUGUUAUUUCGGAAUAACGUGGGAUUCCCUGUUUUAUAUUCGUAGUGUUUCUACAUUCCUUUAUUCCAGUGUAAAUUAUUUUAUACGUCUCUCAGUCAGUGACUAAUGACCUGAUGUAGCCUGUGGGCGGAGCUAUUUUCAAAUAAAAUCACUCCAAUUAUA